UUCAGCCAUGACCUUGUUUUCUGGCCUUACAUGGUUGUGUGGCAGUGUCCUCCACGUAAAGGGGAGAGCUGGGCUUUUGGAGCUGCCUGAGACCCUGACUGCUUCUUCCCUGAACCCUGAGUGACACUCAGGACACAGAUAAGGGAAAUGGCAAAUUCCAUGCCACAGGUCCCCAGCCAAGCACGAAUGCUGAUGCUGCACCCUACAAGUGCAGCAUGAGGCCACCUGCCCUUUCCCUGGUGGGGAGCAGCCCCCAGAACCCAGUGGGAACCAGAAAAACAGGAAUUUAUUCCCAGCCGGGCAAGCUUGGUGCUUUUCCAGACCUGCUCCACCUCUGCUUGGAGAGUUUGGUUCCAUGGCAGCAUCUCCUAGCAACAGGGACACAGAGCCAGGGGGUUCCCUGCGGCUGGGGCUGCAUGGCAGCACCCGGCAGCGUCUCAGCUGCUUUUCAGGAGUACCUGCAGCACCUGGGGCUGCAGGACUUCCCCUGUGGCCUCGGCAGCUGGAACAAAUCCCGCUGCUAUGCCCACAGGAGCUCCCGGGCACAGCCAGCGGGGCUGGAGGAGGCUGUGCCACCAAGAGAGGAGACCCCUGAGGUGCUGCUGGAGCUGCUGAGAGACCAGCACAGCCCCUGGGCACUGCCCCCCGACUGCAGCCCCCAGGCCCAGCGCCUGAGGGAAGUGGUUGUGCUGGCCCCCGAGCUCCUCCAUGGCUCCAGAGUCUCCCAGCUUGUCAAGUCCCUGCGGAUACUUGACAAGGGGGUGGAGGAGGUGGAUGAGGGUCUGCUGCAGUUCCAGCAGCUGGAGGAGCUCAUCCUCAGUGCCAACCACAUCAGCAGAGUAACCUCAGCCCACCUGCCCAGGACUCUGAAGGUGCUGGAGCUCUGCUACAAUGAUGUGGGUGAUCUGCAGGACCUGUGUGCUCAGCCACCCCCGGAGCUCCAGCACUUGGGGCUGGGCUACAACCAGCUGUGUGGCCCUUCCCAGGAAAAGCACCUCACUGUGGAUUUCUGGCCAAACCUUGUCUCCCUUGACCUGAGCUUUAACAGCCUCACGGACCUGCUGGGGCUGGUCUCCCAGCUGUCCACCCUGCAGAACCUCCGCAUCCUGCUGCUCCAAGGGAAUCCGCUGGCCCUCAUCCCCGCUUACAGAGGCUUCCUCGUGGACAGCCUGCCCAAGCUGUCCAUCCUCGAUGACAUCUACAUAUGGCCUGAAGAGAGGCAGCAGUUCCAAGAGCUGGCAGGGCAGCCAGAGCUGAUCAGGAAUGAAGCACGACUGGUGGUGAGCAUUGGGGAGAUGAAGGGACUCCCUAAUCCUGAAGAUUUUCAGCAGCUGGGGCUUGCCUGCGAGGGUCCACUGAUCGCUUGCAGCUACUGUGUGACCUACCAGUUUGCAGAGGGAGAGGAGCUCGAGGACAGGGGCAGUCCUGAGGGAACAGAAAUCCACCAGAGUCCCACAGUGGCCACCCUGGAUGUGGACAGCUCUGCUCAGGACACAGAAGAAACAAAGAGCCAUCAGGAGCCUGCAGCCACAGAGGAGCCCAAGGCCCACUCUGGUAAUGAGGAAUUAUAGAUCUUCUGUUCCAUGUCUCAGGCAAAGGUUUUUGCCACCCCUGCACAGCCCUGGUCGGACACUAUUGACUACAGCUACAGGAAGGAGCACAUUGCCAAGGACUUGGUGGGGCUGAAGUCCUACCUGGAGGCUGGAACCAUUGUGUCAGUUAUGGAGGAGAAGGUGCUCUCGUGGCCUGUGGAUCCAGAAGAAAACUCUGUCACAAAUAAGGAAGGACAGGAGCUGAAGAAGAAUGGUCAGAAAAAGAAGAAGAAGAAGAAGUCAUGUGAAUACCGCAGUGACCCUCCCAUUUGGAGCACCCUGGCCACCACGAGGGUGACCUUGGAGACCCUGCUGGCCACUGAGAGCCUAGUGGCAACUGUGUGUGACUUUGGGAUCCUGAUCCCUGAAAAACCACCAGUUCUGGACGAGAAGGAGGCAAAAAAAGGCAAAGACAAGAGCAAAAAACCCAAAGGAGAGAAAGGAGACCAGAAAACCGCGGCUUCCAAAGGAAAAGGAAAAAACAAAGACGCUGCUGAAGUGGAGGAGGAUCAAGAGCCCCAGCCAGUGCCGCUGACAGUUCAAUUCCAGAUGCAGCUGCUUCGAUGGCCCUUGGCAGCCAGCACCCAGAGCCAGGAGAACGUGGCCAUGGCAGUGGGGAGGACUCAGUGA
This is a messenger RNA of Camarhynchus parvulus, 2222 nucleotides long. It is a transcript of the gene LRRC43, whose product is annotated as leucine rich repeat containing 43. NCBI's taxonomy places the organism in Eukaryota, Metazoa, Chordata, Aves, Passeriformes, Thraupidae. Gene Ontology annotation, molecular function: protein binding. The record is from RefSeq and is a predicted model, not a curated record.